This is a messenger RNA of Argiope bruennichi, 1369 nucleotides long. RefSeq lists its product as uncharacterized. The transcript has 3 exons. Gene Ontology annotation, molecular function: acyltransferase activity, transferring groups other than amino-acyl groups. The record is from RefSeq and is a predicted model, not a curated record. The coding region runs from base 27 to 1097 and encodes 356 amino acids. NCBI's taxonomy places the organism in Eukaryota, Metazoa, Arthropoda, Arachnida, Araneae, Araneidae.
GGAGCUUAGAGCAAUAGCUUAAACCAAUGCCAAGAAAAAUCAUCGGAGUUCAUAUGACGCCCAGGACUUCAUGGAAAAGGGAGAGGAUAAAGAGUAGAGGGGAAAGCAGCGACGGCACAAUUGUUGAAAUGGAAUGUGAAGUUCGAAUUGGACGUUUGUAUGCGACCGCUCCGUUUCUGACGAUCAAUAAAUACCAAGGUCGGCGGAUAACUACGUCCUCAUCCGCUCUGAGUUCUCAUUCCUUAUCGGUGGAUUCGGUGCUUCAUACCGACUACUUGUUGAAGGACCUGCAACUACUCUACGCUUCAUAUCGAGAAUUGCUCCAUAACGCUUGGUGCGUUUUGUUGCGAAUGGUAUUAGGAUCCUGCGCAGGGGUCUUGCAAAAUGACGAUUUGGCAUUUAUUGGUCUGUAUGUCGUUAAAUCCGCCUAUCGCAGGCAUGGUAUUGGGAGGAAAAUUUGGAAUGCCGUCAUGAAGAGGGUUGGAGAUCGCAAUGCUGGUGUCAAUCCAGUUCCAGAACAGCUGGAAAACUAUCGAGAUCGAUCAGGAUUUCCAGUGCAAACGAGUUGGUGUUCAAUAGUAUCGCACACAAAAUCCAUGGACAUGUCACUGUUUACCGCCAAUGAUCUAGAUAUCAAUUUGCAACGGCUUAUCCUUGAAGACAAUGACACCUUAAACGAGGUAAUCUGUUAUGAUGCUGAUGUUUGUGGAUUUAGCAGGGGUAAUUUGGUACCAUUAUUGUGCAGUCAGAAAGAUUCAGUUACCAUGGUUGCUACCAAGACCGACAGCAAUGAAAUUUGCGGAUAUGGUAAUAUAAGGAAGAAUAUUAAAAAUGGUGCGAUUGUUGGUCCUCUCUAUGCUGAUAGUGCAGAAAUCGCAGAGAAAAUUUUGUACGAACUUGUUAAAGCUUUCCCCAUUGGUGAGAUUGAAGGUAUAAUGAUGAUGGCAAUUGACUGUAAUCUACCUGCUAUGAAAAUGAUGGAUAAAUUAGGUUUCCAAACUUUAGAAGGUAUUGCCAGGUUGUACAGAGACGAAGAAGUCCAUGUCAAGUACGAGAAAGUAUUCAGUCAACAUAGCCUCAAUUUUUCCAUAUUUUGAUGUCUACUUUCAAAGAAAAACCGUAAUUGCAUUUAUAAGUUGCAUUUGGUAAUGUUCAAGCCAGUCCAGCUAAGUAAAAUGCUAGCAUUCGUUAAGUGAUAUUUGCCGGAAAAUGCUCAACGCAGCUCCAUGAAGGGUGCAAAAUAAUCUUCAAGGUACAAAUUGUCAUCCGAAGGAAUUGAAAAAAGAACAGAAGCACUUGCAGAAAAACCAUUUUUCUUACUAUUGUGCAAAAAUACAUCUGAUGCUUUAUACAUCUGUUAGUUGCUAUA